AUGCUCCUCCACCACCUCCUCCUAGCUCUCGUCUCCACCUCCCUCGCAUCCGCUGCCUCCAGCGGCUGGUCCGUCACAAACGGCAAAGCCUCCCUCACAACCCGUGCAAACUCCAAACUCUCCACCGAGCUCUUCGACUCCACCACCACCCCCUCCUCCUCCCACACCUUCGACAUCGGCACGGGCGAACGUUUGAGUCUAUUGUUUACCUGCAAAAACGAGGGAGAAGGCGCGAGGCCGCAUCAGGCGUAUGUGUUGGUUAGGGAUGAGGUCACGGGGUUGGAGAGUGCUGUUGUUGCGAGUGUGAGGGAGUCGGGGAAGGCGAAAGUCGAUGUUGAUCCGAGGAAUUUGCCGGCGCCGCUCAAUGGGGUUGCGACGCCCCUCACACUCACCCUCGCCAUCGCGUCGAAGGGGGAUUCGAAACCCUUGCUCUACCAACUCGGCAAAAUCGCGAAUAAGAACCCUACCAAGCCGGAGGCGGAGGCGAAUCCGGUGCGGUAUGGACCUUUGCCAGAGAUCACACAUACUUUCCGCUCUGAGCAGGAUUUACCGCCCAGGAUCAUCUCUAUGGGAUUUGCUGCUGCCGUGAUUGCCUGCUUCCUCGCUCUCAUCGUCUCCUGGACCUCGCUCGACGCCAACCUGAGCCUCCUCCCACGCCGCCUCGCCGCUGCUCCCCUCUCUUCUGCGAUGUUCAUCGGCUCCUUGAUCGGGUUUGAAGCUCUGCUUGCUUGUUAUUGGUUGUGGAUGAGGGUUGGGGAGGUGUUGGUGAUCGGAGCUGGGUUGGGAGUUGUGGGAUUUUUGGGGUAUGUUGGGGUUGCGAGGGGCGUGAAGGAGUUCUAA
This is a messenger RNA of Saitoella complicata NRRL Y-17804, 840 nucleotides long. RefSeq lists its product as uncharacterized. Gene Ontology annotation, cellular component: oligosaccharyltransferase complex; membrane. The record is from RefSeq and is a predicted model, not a curated record. Gene Ontology annotation, biological process: protein N-linked glycosylation. Lineage: Eukaryota; Fungi; Ascomycota; Saitoellomycetes; Saitoellales; Saitoellaceae. The transcript is spliced from 2 exons. Bases 1 to 840 code for a protein of 279 amino acids.